CUCUGCCAGUGCAGUCCAAGCUGCUCUGCAGACGUCAGCCACAGACCCUCUCUCUCUCUCUCUCUUCUCUCACAUCAGCCGCUCUUCCUCUCUUAAGGUAGGAAACUCUACUAGUCUAACUAACUCUAACUAGUAUAAACUUCAAGCUGUACCGGUCAACCACUGAGCAAUACGCAAAUCAUUCACAAUCUAACAAAAGGAAAACAUUAUCCAACCUAAUCGAACAAACAACAUUAGAAUAGUCUACAUCUGAAAAAUGAGAAGUGACCAUCAGCUGUAAAGGGAAGAGUGUGACUGCACCGUAAUCUUUUUAAAUGAGUUUGCAUUACCAAGCAUCGACACUGAUCUGGUCCAGAUCUUCAUGACACAACCAGCCGCGGCAAGUUACAGUUUGCCUGAAGUCUUCAACUUCAGUCCAGUCUUAAGCUCCAGUCCAGAGUUUGACAAAAGUCUUCAACUCCUAUCCAGAGUUUGACGGAAGUCUUCAGCUCCAGUCCAGUCUUAAGCUCUAGUCCAGAGUUUGACCAAAGACCUCAUCCCCAACUCAAACCAAAGAAGCGUGGUGAGCUUAGAACUCAAGACUCAACUCACGUGACUGACGUGCCUAAGACACACACACACAGAGACACAAAAACACACACACACACAGACCCACAGACAGACCGACCCACAGACAGACAGACAGACAGAUACAAGCCUGACAGACAGAUAGACAGACCGCCAGCCAGCCGGAUAGCCCCAAGGCCGAGACCCAGAGCCCUCCCAGGAUGGAGCGCGUGCAGCACAUGACCAAGACGGCCAUUCGCCGGGCGUCGCACAUCGAGAUGAACCCUCAGACCAAGAGGAACCUGCAGGAGCUCUUCGUCAACUUCACCCUCAUCCUCAUCUGCCUCCUGCUCAUCUACAUCAUCGUGCUGCUGAGUAGCUGAACACCCAAUGAACUGACUGGAGGUGGUGGAGGUGGUGGAGGUGGUGGAGGGAGUUUGGGUUUGGCCUACUUUCUUUUUUGGGGGCAGCAGUAGCUCAAGGAGGUAGAUCGCGUUGGCUGGUAAUCCCUGAGUAAGGCUCCUCACCCUACUGGCUGACACCCGUCAUGGUCGACUCCGCCGUCGCUGUGUGAAUGUGUGCAUGAAUGGGUGAAUGCCGGGCAAUAUUGUAAAGCGCUUUGGAUAAACCCACACCACCACACGCACACACUUUGACACACUCACCUACAGGACAGAAGCACACUUAAAUAAUUUUAAAGGAGACAUAUUAUACCACCAGGUGUGAGUGUGAUUAGCCUUACAAGCCGUUUCGAAAAAAUCUUCCCCACAUGACAUCACUAGUGGGCGUGUCCACCUAGAUCUGUGCUGGAUAUAUCUACCAGCCUACCCAGUGGACUGUAGAAAACGUUGCUCAUCUAUCUAUCUAGGUGGAUACGGCCAUUUGUAAUGUCAGAAGAGGCCGAUUUUCAAAACGGCUUGUAACUGCUAAUCACACUCACACCUAGUGGUCUAAUAUGUGACCUUUAAAGUAAUACUCUUGAAGAUUGUCAUGUUAAUGUCUGCUAAAGGUUUGAUGUGUUCAUUCCUGCCACUAGGGGUCGCUAAAUCAAAACAACAGCAAAGGCGUAGUAGCGAGUACCGUGGCAUCAUGGGAGUUGUAGUCUUCGCCGCCAUUGCCGAAGAAAGCCCAUUUGACGUCACUUUUUAUAUGUUUUAUUUUGUAAUGAGUUGGUGUAGGUAGGAAUCUCGGGCUAUGUUCUUUGACGCAUGUAUGCUUAAUAGAUAUAGUGCCGUUGAGACCUGUACUGUGUUCCAAUAUCCAUACUUCCAUGAGUACACUUAAACGCAGUACACCACACUCACUAAGUGCUCUGAUUUUCAGAUGUCAGUCAUGUAAAAAUCAAAUACUCCGUGGUGCACUAACCGCAAAUUACGAUCAUGACUGCCUCCGCGGCUCCUCCCCCGCAAUAAACAUCCCGCUUUGGACUGUAAACUCUUACGCCUAGCAGCUAUAAAAAGCUAUAACAGCUAUGAAAACUACAAAACGACUCCAUUAAUUCAGGCUAUCUGGAAAAUGCGCCGACGUUGGCUCAGCCUGGCUCCGCCCUCUUCCGCCACGUGGCUAAGAUGGCUGCCGAUGAGUAUGAAAAAUGUGCAUCUAUCCACACUGCGCGGUUUGACCUUUUUUGGAACGCCCUGCGUACUCAAGCUAAGUAUAGUGAGUGCGGAUAGUGUGGAUAUUGGAACGCAGCACUGGGUUGAUAUGGUUGAUGGUUGAAUCCCACAUGUUGCCUACAGUGACAUCCCACGUUAUAACAGCCACAAGUAACAUAGCGUUAACUUGCCAACUUACAAAUUUUGUGUUGAUAUCUGUGGUCAAAAUAAUCAUAAUAAACAUAAUGAGCAUGUUG
Molecule: messenger RNA, 2398 nt
Organism: Gadus macrocephalus (Pacific cod)
Lineage: Eukaryota; Metazoa; Chordata; Actinopteri; Gadiformes; Gadidae
Product: cardiac phospholamban-like
Exons: 2
Coding region: 768-929 (53 amino acids)
Biological process (GO): negative regulation of heart rate; negative regulation of ATPase-coupled calcium transmembrane transporter activity; negative regulation of calcium ion import into sarcoplasmic reticulum
Cellular component (GO): sarcoplasmic reticulum; membrane
Molecular function (GO): ATPase inhibitor activity
Source: RefSeq, a predicted model, not a curated record